Molecule: messenger RNA, 203 nt
Organism: Acaulospora colombiana
Lineage: Eukaryota; Fungi; Glomeromycota; Glomeromycetes; Diversisporales; Acaulosporaceae
Source: the annotation of a GenBank genome assembly
UAGAUGAUGGUACUGGUGUUAUCAUGAGAUUCUCUAUCUAUGAUAAUUAUAUGAAAAAUUCACAACUUUUGAAACAAGUCAUUCUUGAGAAUUAUACCGAAUCAGAUAAUUUAUCGAAUGAAUUAUUAUCCAAUUCUCAAUCCGAUUUAAUUUCAUUGGUUAAAUCUUUAAAUUUGGAUUAUUCAAAAAUUAUUAUGCCAAAG